This is a messenger RNA of Exophiala aquamarina CBS 119918, 1422 nucleotides long. RefSeq lists its product as uncharacterized. NCBI's taxonomy places the organism in Eukaryota, Fungi, Ascomycota, Eurotiomycetes, Chaetothyriales, Herpotrichiellaceae. The transcript has a single exon. Gene Ontology annotation, molecular function: metal ion binding. The record is from RefSeq and is a predicted model, not a curated record. Bases 1 to 1422 code for a protein of 473 amino acids.
AUGGCGGGCGUCGAUGAGUCCCUUUUGGGGACGUUCCAGAAACACAUUGAGGACAUGCGCAAUCUGUCACUCUGCAAAAUAUGCAUCAAACCUUUCUACGAACCCUUCAUUCUCGGCUGUGGCCAUACAUACUGUUAUUCCUGUCUAGCCAGCUGGUUUGGCGGAGCGCAGGGCAGAAAGAAAAAUCGAAAUUGCCCCGACUGUAGAGCUGUCGUGACAAUACAGCCAUCGCCCAAUUACCUCCUCCGCGACUUGGUUCACAUGUUUGUCGGUCGAGUCGAGUUGCUGCCAGAGGACGAGACAAUGGAGGAACACCAGCAGGCAAAAGAAGAGGAAGCAGGCGUACUUGCAGCAGACCGAGCGGGUCCCGGUUUGUUCAAGGGUGUGUUCCUCCGACGACCUCAUCACAUUAUUCGGCCCGGCCAUGGAGUCUUGGAUGAAGAUGACAAUGUUGUCCGUUGCCCCGAGUGUUACUGGGAAUUGGAGGACGGCGCAUGCUUACAGUGUGGCUUCGAGGCUAGUGGGGAUAGUGAAUCUGACUCCGGUGACGACUCAGACUUACCGAGUUUCCGAACGGUUGAGUCAGAGUACGACUCGGAUGGAAUAAUUAUAGCUCCCGAGGGUGCGAUGCUUCGAGAAUUUCAAGAGGACUACUACAGUUCAGCCAGCGACAGUGAGAUAGAUCAUGCUGACGAUUACGAUGAUGACGAUGACAUGGACGGCUUCAUCAACGACGAGCAUGACGGAAUAGACGACGAGAACGACCAUGGCAGCCAAGCCACUUUGACUGAUGGACGUCAUCCCGCCGACCAUCGCCACCUCCACGACCCUAAUGACAAUCAUCAUACAGAUGACACUGGCACGCAAACGACGAAUUAUGACGAGCAAUCAGAUGUUGCGACUAAUUACGACGAGCCAACAGAAGCAUCGGAUCAAGAUGAUGACAUUCGACCAAGCCAAAGAUCUUCAAGAAGAGCCAGACGCAUAGUUAUCAGCGAUGAUGAAGAUAAUGAAGGACAAGACACUUCAAACAGCUCAGCAGAGGAAGGCGAGGACGAAGGGAGUAGUGACGAUUCAGGGCUGGACGAAACUGAUGACGACGAAGAGGGGUUGGGACAUUCAGAAGCUACAGAUCAAGGCGAAACCGAAGGCGGAGACUCUGACUCGGAUGAAUCGGACGAUACCGCGAUACGAACCCCACAAUCUUUCGCACGUCGAAGAGUACACUUACAGAGUAUGCGAGCAAGAAGAAACGAACAUGUUUAUCGAUCUCACAAUCACAGCGAUCGAUUCCAGCAACAGAGCGAUACUAGACACAGAAAUCUUCAUUUCAAUAACCAUCGAUUGACGGCAUAUGGCCAUUCCAAGCGGUGGAACGGCGCGAGCAAUAAUCUCAUCCCUCGGAGUCUUCAUGGGAGCUGA